UAGAUCUAUCAGUAUACUCGGUUGCUAUUUAUAAAAUAAUAAUUUUUUUUUUAUGUGGAAGUACAAAUCUGUACUUUUCCUAUGCUUAAUAGGGUUUAAAGACUUAAAUGAGAUUGAUGGCGCAAGAGACGAUGCUGAAAAUAAUAUUAUUCCAUAUGACGAUGAUCUUGGGGGGCCUAACAAUGCCUGGUGGCACCGAAACGUUGAUGCUACCUCUAAUAAAUCAAUGAGCAUGACUCAAGAUAUGUUGGAGGAAGCGUUGGAGUUCCAAAGGCAAUACAAAAACUAUAUGAAAAGAGCCAAAAAAGGUCGGAGAAAAUAUUAUAAAUAUGCUAAUUUAAAUCGUCAACAAAAUAAUGUUGAAAUAAAGGUAACCUCAGAUAAUAAAUCGAAUGUAUACAAUACUAGCUUGAAUGAAAAGUAUUUAGAAGCUGAUUACGAAGCUUUUCUAGUGAAAGAACAAGAAGACAUCUUAGGCCCUAAAAUGUCUUACAUGUUGAACUCAAAUUCGCAUCAUUUAAAUGCUUCAAAUCUAUCAAAUAAUUUAACUACCCGUUCGUUUGGCGAUUCUCUCACUGGCUUUAAUAAUAAAUUAUUGGACGAAAAUCGAACUCAUGGAUUAGCUAUUUACUCUCAUAACAGUUCUAACAAACAUAAUAAUAUACUUGAAGGUAAUGAUGCAUCGUCCAUAACAUAUCCAGUUGAAGUAAAUGAAAAGAAGAAAAGUAUUCUGUUGCAAUCUACUAUUAUUCCAAAUGUAGCAAAGAAUUUAUUCAAGUUAUCAACUAUUAUAAAAACAUCUCCAGAAAAUUGUGGACAAACAAAGGCAGGUAUGAUGAAUAAAAAAUUUGAGAACGCUGUAACGAGUUUGAGAAUGAGUACCAAAUCUACUCAGUUAAAUAAUAAUUCUUAUAUUAUGGGUCCUCUCGAUUAUAAUUUAACUAGUUAUUUUUCAAAUUUCCCUUCCCUAAUUAUAGCUGCAACUAAUCGUGAUAAUUUCCUUCCUAGUACGAGUUCCUUUAAUUAUCCUUCAUAUAAUACUUUAUCGGUCUUAUUUAAUGUGUUACUAGAAAAUCAAACUAUUUUUACGAAUAUCACCAACAAUCUCGUAGUGUUAAAUAAAUUAUUUUCUAAGUUUGCCACAAAUGUUACCACGAUGAUUACACCAGCGACCGUUUUUAAAGCACUCUAUACCACUCAUGGUAAUAAAACUUUUGAAAUGUUUAUAAAAAAUUUGCGUUCAAAUAUUGAUUUUGCCAUCAACCCUAAUUCAGUUAAUGAAUCGUAUUCGAUUAUCUGUCAAAACUGUACGAAUAUUGGGAUUAGUAAAAAAAAAUCAGAGAUCACAUCAAAAUCAACGAUGCUAAUAAAAGAUGUUAAUACGAAAAUGGCCAUGAGUGACAUUACCAAGCAUAUUACGAUAGUUCACUGGGGUCUUCUUUUGAACAACAAUAGCAAUAGUUUAUCAUCGCUUUCGAGAAUUGCUCCCGCCAUUCAAGUAGCGCUUAAGAGACAGCAAAUUCAAUCAUUACUUAUACUUCCAAAAUACAAUAAGUUAAAUAUUUUACCUAAAAGGGAAGGAAAUGGCAUACCUAAAGCGAGCACAUCAUUUUUAUCCGCUACUAACCAAUCUUCUUUAUCCAGCCAUCUUAAAAUAAUCCAAGAAGAUAAAGAACAAGAGGGAGAGAACGUUCUUAGAGUAGUAGUUAAACAAGGGGAUUCUCAAUGCUCCUUUGUGUAUGGCUUUACAGAAGCUAUUAGACUAGCUUUUAACGAAAACAUAGUAGUAUUGUUUGGUCCGGUUUGCGAUUUGGCUGCUUCAAAAUUCGCCCGAUUAACUGGAAGGUUGUUUAAUAUACCGAUGAUCAGCGCGGGAACGUUAACCCAUGAUUUUGGCAAAAAUAAAACCCUUCCCGAUUCAGAAUUUCCACUGUUGACCCGAGUGGGUCCAUCUUUCAACUCAAUGGCUAAGGUUAUCGUCAAAAUCCUUAUUCAGUUUGACUGGAAUCGCGUAGCCAUACUCCACGAAACUAAUAGCCACCCAGAAGUCAUGGAUAGAUAUUGCUACUAUGCAUCGACGGGAAUAUUGAACGAGCUUAUAGAUAGGAAUGGGAAGCUGGGUAACGAUAGUAGUAAGGAACCAGAAGCAAUGAAAAUUACGUAUAAGCAAGCUUUGAAUAUGAGGGAAGCCAUAAGUGGACAGAUUUCUUGGACUGAAUUCCUGACGCAGAGCGUGGGAUACGAAUAUUCUGUAAUUAUACUCUGCGCGUCUCAAGCUACGGUGCGGAAAAUUUUAUUGGCUGCGUAUGAUUUGAAUAUGGUGCAAAGUGGCGAAUACGUCUUUUUUAAUAUCGAACUCUUCAACAAACCAGAUCACAAAAAUCCCAUAUGGGAGGUAGAGAAAGAUGGCACGGAGAUUAAUGCCAAGGCUAAGAUAGCGUAUGAAGCUUUAUUUACACUCACCAUGAGGAUGCCAGAUAAUGAGGAAUACAGAAAAUUUUCGGGUCAAGUCAAAGAAAUAUCCAAAAGAGUAUAUGGGUUCGAUUACGGUACCGAAAAUGUGAACGCGUUUGUAAGCGCUUUUCACGACGCGGUAAUUUUGUACGCUUUGGCUCUAAACGAAACCUUACAAGCUGGUUUUAAUUAUACCGACGGAGUUGAGAUCACCAGGAGAAUGUGGAAUAGAACAUUUACUGGAAUUACUGGGAACGUAAGCAUAGAUGCUAACGGCGACCGUUACACAGAUUAUUCAUUGUGGGAUCUAAAUCCUAACACCGGCAGAUUUCAGGUAGUAUUGAAUUAUUAUGGCAAAGAAAAUUCAUUGCUAGAGGUGCCCGGGAAAGCGAUUCAUUGGGCCGGUGGGAGAUCUACGCCCCCCUUAGAUCAACCAGAAUGCGGGUAUGAUGGUUCUUUGUGCAGAAAGAAAGAGUUUCCUAAAUACGCCAUCGUCAUAACAUUUUUGGGGUCUUUAGUGUGCUUGCUUUCCAUCUUAUCCUUCUUUAUUUACAGACGUUAUCGGUUAGAAGCUGAGCUGGGAGCCAUGAAAUGGAAAAUCGCUUGGGAGGAUUUGAUGUUUCAAAGUCUAUUACAAUCCAGCGAUAAUAAAAAAUUUCACAGCAAAUAUAGCCUGAGCCGUUUUAGCCUGGAUAAUAACAAACAAGAUUCCGAAUAUAGGCGUAAUUACGAUAGUAAUUCCUCCAAUUCACUUGCCAGCGACGAUAUUAUAGAGGAGUCCGGAGGAGGUAGCGAUGAUCACCAAAAACACAGGCAGGGCCCUCUAGAUUAUAUGAGAAAACGGAGAAAAUAUCACAAGAAGAAAUCACGCCACAAAUCAAAAGUCGAGAAUCAAUAUUUCAACGAGCAUAAAAUUUCAAACAAAAUUUCCAAAAUUUCUAAAGCUGCCUCCAUAGAAUUUAUCGGACACAACCACAAGAAAAGCUCGGAUUCUAAUUGGUAUGGAGAAUUUGGGAAAAUCACUAAAGAUAAUUGGAUAGGAAAAGUGAUGAUCGCUUAUUACAAGAGUGUCCCGGUAAUACUCAAACCUGUCAUAAGCAAGAAAAAGAUAGAGAUAACUAGACCCAUGUUAUUGGAGAUAAAACAAAGGAAAGAUUUGCAAAACGAUUAUAUAACCAGGUUCGUAGGGGCUUGUUUAGAUAAUACAAACCCAUUGCAUAAUUGCCUAGUCACUGAGUACUGUCAGAAAGGUAGUCUUAGAGAUAUACUAGAAAAUGGGCGACUUCAACUAGAUUGGAUGUUCCGAUAUUCCUUGAUGCAUGAUUUGACGAAGGGAAUGUCAUUUUUGCAUAACAGCGAAAUAAAAUCGCACGGAAAUUUAAAAUCGACAAAUUGUCUAGUGGAUUCACGUUUCGUAUUGAAGAUAACUGAUUUCGGACUUCAUAUUUUAAGACCUAAUUACGACAACUUUUUUAAGGGCGAGCCUGAAUAUUAUGAAAGAAAACUAUGGACAGCACCUGAACUCUUAAGAUUAAGCGAACCUCCCCCAGCCGGGACUCAAAAAGGCGACGUGUAUUCAUUCGCUAUUAUAAUGCAAGAGAUUGGGCUGAGAAAAGGCACUUUCUAUAUAGGAGAGAAUAAAAUCUCUGCUAAAGACAUAAUAUUAAAAGUCAAAGCGGGUUACAACUUAAAUUCUUCAAACCAUUACUUUAGGCCUACGCUAGCCGGGGCAGAUUGCGAUGAAGAAGUGAUAAAGUUGAUUGAGAAAUGCUGGAGUGAAGAUCCGAUUGAUCGAAUGGAUUUUAAUGCCAUUAGGCUUAUUAUCAGGAAAAUUAAUAAGGAAAACGAAAGUGAUAAUAUUUUGGACAACUUGUUAUCGAGAAUGGAACAUUACGCUAAUAACUUAGAAAAUCUGGUAGAAGAGAGAACAGCCGAUUACUUAGAACAAAAAAGAAAAGCUGAGGAAGUAUUGUACCAACUAUUACCAAGAUCCGUGGCUGGUCAAUUAAUAAAGGGGGAAUCUGUGACGGCAGAAUCUUUUGAUAGUGUUACAAUAUAUUUCAGCGAUAUAGUCGGUUUUACUUCAUUAUCCGCUAGCAGUACUCCUAUGCAGGUUGUUGAUUUGCUCAAUGAUUUAUACACGUGUUUCGAUUCCACUAUAGGAAAUUAUGAUGUUUAUAAAGUGGAAACGAUAGGCGAUGCGUAUAUGGUAGUUUCAGGAUUACCUAGACGAAUUAAUGAACACGCGAGAGAAAUAUCAGCCAUGGCAUUGGCUCUACAAAAAGCCGCAAAGUCUUUCACAAUAAGACACCGACCAUUUGAACAAUUAAUUCUUAGAAUCGGGGUUCAUUCAGGCCCAUGUGUCGCAGGAGUAGUUGGAUUAAAAAUGCCUCGAUAUUGUUUAUUUGGAGAUACAGUCAACACUGCUUCAAGGAUGGAGUCUACAGGAAAACCGAAUAUGAUUCAUAUGAGCUCGUUUACCCGGGAUUUAAUUGAACCUAGUGGUAUAUUUGACCUUGAAUUAAGAGGAGAUAUUGACGUUAAGGGUAAAGGUAAAAUAACCACUUAUUGGCUUCUAGGUUAUAAGACUGAUAAAUCUGACAAGAUGGACAAAAAAACUGACUUGAACGAUAAAGAUAUUACUAAUAAGAAAGAUAUCGAAAAUUUUCAAGAAAAUAAAAUCAGCCCUCACGCAUCGCACCUUUUCAGAUCGGAAUAUGAAAUUCUAGAAAACCAAAAUAACUCCAUACCAUUAUAUAACUCAGAGAAAAUUCCAGAGGAAUGCAGUGAUGCUGAACAACUAAAUGACGAUUCAAAUUUAAAACGCAAUAAAAUUAUAAGUAAUAGGCAAGAAAACAAUUGCAAAUCUAUGUACGCUACACCUCCCACAUCCCCGAUUUUUAUGAAAAAAUUUGACCUUGAUAACGCACCUACGGAUGAUAAAAGAAGUGAAACUUACAUGCAAGUGGAAGAUAAAAAUGAUAUCCCAUCAUCAUACUCUGCGAUCCCCGCUUCAAACGAUUCUCAGUCGCAUGAACAGCCUGAUGAUAGUAUAAUUAUAAAAUUUCUUCCAAUAAAAUUACCGCCGCACCAAAAUAAUCGCUCUGAUAAUAGUGGCAAUUUCUUUUCCAAUGCUGCUCGUAAUUUCUUUGGUUCUACUAUGUCAUUAUUAUCAAAUUUACAUUCGCCCACUUCCUUGGCACCCUCAUUGUUUAAAAAUAAUGGGCAUUCCGGUCAUUUCUCCUUUCAAAACUUGGACAGCAAACCUAUGUCUAGAUAUCUAACGGUUUCCAAACAAAACUCUAGUAUCGCACUGGAAGAUAACCCUAAAAAUGCACCCUUCAAUAUUAUCCAUCGAACCUCUAAAAAAGGAACUAAAGAUCUCCAAACCAAACCGCUUACCACAAUUUCUGACGAUUAUAACCUUGAUCGCUUAGCCGUAAGACAUAGGAAAAAUGCAUUCAGUCGAAUGCAACACAGAAAGCUCAGAUAUUCAAAAAUAUCUAGUGAGAUGCCCAAACAUAGUGGUUCUUUAGCUAGCGACUUGCUCAUAAGUGGAACCGAAGAAGAUCGGUUUAGGUUACGAAAUAAAAAGAAUGAUCAACAAAGUAUUUAUGAAAAGGACAAAAAUCAAAUCGAAGUUAGUGAAGUGGGAACAGAAUUAAAGCCUCUAUUAAACGCGUAAUAAUAAAAUGCGUUUAAAAAAAGAAUAGCGCUAAAAUCAGCAUGUUAUAUAACAUACUAUGUGUUGUAGGAAUACACAGCACCUAAUAAAGUGAAUAAAUAUGGACCAAUUCUCUUAAAACCAAAUGAGCCACUUAAGUAUUUUUAAAAUACAAAGCACACUUCGCAAUUCCCAUUAACGAAAUUGUACCAAGUCAAGUAUUAUAAUAUAAAUUUUCACAAAUUUUAUACAAGUAGAUUAAUUAUCCGCUAGAUUUUUCACGAUAAAUUGAUGCAAUAAGUCUAAAAAAUAAUUCAAUCAUAACCAUAGUCAUUUUAGCAUGUUGAUCAUGUUUGAAAGAGGCAGAUAAAUUAUCUCACAAUUCAAUCUUUGCACUAGUAUAUCUUUGUAAAGUUUAAAAAAAACAUUUAUAUACCAUAUAUAUUUAAUAUGAUGAUAAUGUGAAACAUUAUAUUUAUAUAUUUUUAUAUUAUAUAUAGAAAA
Molecule: messenger RNA, 6622 nt
Organism: Gordionus sp. m RMFG-2023
Lineage: Eukaryota; Metazoa; Nematomorpha; Gordioida; Chordodea; Parachordodidae
Product: atrial natriuretic peptide receptor 1-like
Exons: 20
Coding region: 53-6139 (2028 amino acids)
Biological process (GO): protein phosphorylation; cGMP biosynthetic process; receptor guanylyl cyclase signaling pathway
Cellular component (GO): plasma membrane
Molecular function (GO): protein kinase activity; peptide receptor activity; ATP binding
Source: RefSeq, a predicted model, not a curated record